Messenger RNA from Monodelphis domestica (gray short-tailed opossum), 4965 nucleotides. RefSeq names its product protein phosphatase 2 regulatory subunit Bgamma (gene PPP2R2C). Gene Ontology annotation, cellular component: protein phosphatase type 2A complex. NCBI's taxonomy places the organism in Eukaryota, Metazoa, Chordata, Mammalia, Didelphimorphia, Didelphidae. Gene Ontology annotation, molecular function: protein phosphatase regulator activity; protein binding. The record is from RefSeq and is a predicted model, not a curated record.
GACUGCACUGGCGGCGGCGGCAGCGGCAGGAGCCGUAGCAGCAGCAGUAGGCAGCAGCAGCAGCAGCAGCGGCAGCAGCAGCAGCAGCAACAGUGGCAGCAGGCAGAGCUGAAGAGCUGAGCUGAGCCCAAUCUUAGCCAAGCAUCUUUUGCUGCAGUCGCCAGAGGAGUGCUUUGCUCGCAUCUUCUUCCUGGAGCGGAGGCAGCCCUGGGAGCUUGUUGGGCAUGGGAGUACCUGACUGAGGACCGGCUCAUUCCCCGCCUGCUUGUCUGCUGGAGAAAGUGCUGGGCUGCUGGGUGUGCGUGUGUGUGCGCAUAUGGUUAUUUCUCUUCAGACACGCAGACCACCUACUGCCUUCCCCCACCCUGGGCGUGUGGCAUUUAGAAAACAUUUUUUCCCUAGAAGCCACUGUCUCUCCCUCUCUGUGGCGGUGUUCCCCCUCACCCCCCUGCUUGCCGUUUUUUUUAAACGUCCCUCCCCCGCACGUGCACCCCAACCCCCAGCCUUUGCUGCACCAUCAGCCCUCAGGAUGCUGCCGUGCUCUGGAGCCCAGGCAGCCCCCCGCCUUUGCUAGGCAGCAUGGAUGGUGCUCUUGCGACGACCUCUACUGAUUCUCUCCGUCCACUGCGGCUGGGCAUGCUGAAGAGCCCUGCUGUCAAUGGGCGAGGACGCGGACACGCGGAAAAUUAACCACAGCUUUCUCCGAGACCACAGCUAUGUGACCGAAGCUGAUAUUAUUUCUACAGUCGAGUUCAACCACACGGGAGAACUGCUGGCUACUGGGGACAAGGGGGGCCGGGUUGUCAUAUUCCAAAGGGAACCAGAGAGUAAGAAUGAGCCUCACAGCCAGGGAGAGUACAAUGUUUACAGCACUUUCCAGAGCCAUGAGCCGGAGUUUGACUAUCUGAAGAGCUUGGAGAUAGAAGAGAAAAUAAACAAGAUUAAAUGGCUCCCCCAGCAGAAUGCAGCCCAUUCUCUCUUGUCCACAAAUGAUAAAACUAUCAAAUUAUGGAAGGUUACAGAACGUGAUAAGAGGCCUGAGGGAUAUAACUUAAAAGAUGAAGAAGGAAAACUUAAAGAUCUGUCUACAGUGACUUCACUACAGGUGCCUGUGCUGAAGCCCAUGGAUCUGAUGGUGGAGGUCAGCCCCCGGAGAAUCUUUGCCAAUGGUCAUACCUAUCACAUCAACUCCAUUUCUGUCAAUAGCGACUGCGAGACUUACAUGUCUGCGGAUGACCUCCGAAUUAACCUCUGGCACUUAGCAAUCACGGAUAGGAGCUUCAACAUUGUCGACAUCAAGCCAGCCAACAUGGAGGACCUAACUGAAGUGAUCACGGCCUCAGAGUUCCAUCCCCACCACUGUAACCUCUUCGUCUACAGCAGCAGUAAAGGGUCCCUGAGAUUGUGCGACAUGAGAGCAUCAGCCCUCUGUGACAAGCACUCCAAGCUUUUUGAAGAACCCGAAGACCCCAGUAACAGAUCCUUCUUUUCUGAAAUCAUCUCCUCGGUGUCAGAUGUCAAAUUCAGCCACAGUGGCCGGUUCAUGCUCACCAGGGAUUACCUCACGGUCAAAGUUUGGGACCUGAAUAUGGAAACAAAGCCUAUAGAAACAUACCAGGUUCACGAUUACCUUAGGAGCAAGCUGUGUUCCCUGUAUGAAAAUGACUGCAUUUUUGACAAGUUUGAAUGUGCCUGGAAUGGAUCCGACAGUGUCAUCAUGACUGGUGCCUACAAUAACUUCUUCAGAAUGUUUGACCGGAACACCAAGCGUGAUGUCACCCUGGAAGCCUCCAGGGAGAGCAGCAAGCCUAGGGCCAUCCUCAAGCCACGCCGGGUCUGUGUCGGGGGCAAACGCAGAAAAGACGACAUCAGCGUGGACAGCUUGGACUUUACCAAGAAGAUACUUCACACAGCCUGGCACCCCGCCGAGAACAUCAUUGCCAUCGCAGCGACAAACAAUCUUUACAUAUUCCAGGAUAAAGUGAACUCAGAGAUGCACUAGGUUUAUCAAUAUUCCUCUGUAUUUAUCAACCAGCCUUUUGCAGAUUGUACAAGAUGACCGUCAGAAAAAAGAAACCGAGCAAAAGAAAUGUGGUCGGUUGUGGUGGUGGAAUUUGUCGUUCUCUGUCCCAGAUGCCCACCCCCCCGCCUCGCCCUCCCCAGCCCCCAGACCCCUCUCCCCCAGAUGAUGAUGAUGGCCAUUUCAGAAAGCAGAUUUCACUUGUAACUAAGGGGCAAAAGGCACUCCAGCAAGGUGACAGGCCUGUUGGGUUUUUUUGUGUUUUUUUGUUUUUUUAAACAGUUAGGGUCCAUUAUACACUCUCUUCCUAGGUCCUUAGUAUUUACCACAUUAUUAGAGCUUUUUUACAUCCGCAAGCUAAGUUUCACGCCAAACUUUUUCUCAACACUUUGAUUUCUUUACAGAAUUAGCAGGAGCGAUGGAAUGGCAUUGCUCCACCGCUGUGGCUCUGAAGAUAGCUGGGGAACUUGAGACCUGCGCGUAGGGGUGGCCUGGAGACAACUGAGGUUCCAACCCUGACCAGGCUUAGUUAUUUGCUGGGUGACCUUUGAGCUUCACUCUAUAAAACGUAGGGAAGUGUAGACUGAACGAUCUCUAAGGUCCUCUGCAGUUCUCCUUGUUGGAGGACUAACAUUCCUUCUCUUUUUCUCUCACCUGCCUCCCUCCAUUCACAGAACAACUCCACAAAUGGAUUUGCCAAGUUCUAUCUUACUUUUUUCCUCCUUAAAUUAUCCGGGUUUAUUUCAGUUUCUGAAGGGGAAAAAAAGGGGGGUGAAUUUGAGACCCAUCUUUGAGGUGACUUUUUCAUCUAUAUAAGGAUUUUUUUUCCUUAUGCUUUCUGGGAGAGACAGAAGCAAAUUUAGUUUGACUUAAUGUCAAACAAGUCUUAGAAGGUAAGGAGGUGGCUGGUUAAAAGCAUCAUUUUCCAUGGCCGGUACAAGGAAUAGUGGAGAGAACCCUGGAUUUGGAGUGAGAUGGCCCGAGUUAAGAUACUACCUCGGCUGUGUGUCAUCUUGGGCAAAUAAUUCCAUUUCCCUGAGCCUUAGUUUCUUCAGCGUGCAAAAUGACGUAGUUGGACACGAUCUCGAGAGGCUCUUCAGUCUCUAAAUGUGCUCAGAGGAUUUUAGGACUAGAAGGGUUCUUAAGGAUCAUCCAGUUUCCAUUUUCCAGAUGAAGAAAGUGAGGCCCAAAGGAAGGGAAAUAACUCUCUCAGUGAUGCCCCAGACAGGUGGUAAAUGACAGUGCUAGAAUCUCACCCAGGUCUUCUGGCUCUGAAGCCAGUACCCAUUCUCACCUCACCAUGCUGCCUAUGUAUGACCCUAAGUUUGCUCUGCCAUGAAAGGGUUAGGAGCAUCAUCCUCUGUGUGCAUGUGCAACUCAUUACCCAAUGACUCAUGUCUUUGGAUGAUUGAAUUAAAAAAUUUAGAAAUUAAAUUUAAAUUAAAAUUUAAAAUUAAAAAAAUUUAAAAUCUUUUUUUUUUUUGGCAGGGGGUGGGAGAAAAAUAAAGACAAGUAGGCCAAGAAAACAAAUGGGAGAUUUCUUCUCCUUUAAGGGUAUUUUACUGCACAUAUGGAGUUGAGAGCUCUAAAUCUCCCAAAGUCAGCAAACACAUUCACAAACUGUGGUUGAGACAGAUCACUGAUUUCAUGAGUCCAUCUGUGUCUUAAAGCAAGACUCAUCAGUUCCUUGAGAAAGUCCCUAUUCGCCAUUCCCCCUUAGUAAACAGAAAGGAAAAUGAUCCUGCAGGAUUUUGUAUUUUGAUUUAGAAAGGAGAGAAACAUAACCAUGGCUUACACAGAUUACCAACAGGAUCCAACUUUUUUUAUAAUGAUGUCUUGACAUGACCCAGGAAAUAUUGUCCAACUGAAGUUUUCUCGACCAAUAACUAUUUUUGUGUAUGUAUAAGCACAAACGCAUGUGCACCCACUUCCAGCCAUACUAUACAGACACUAGGAAAUGUGUACGUUACCUUUUUUUAAGAAUCAAAGGGAAUGAGGAAUGUUUGUUUAUAAAUCACUGUAUACUCUAAAUGACUUGGACAGUAUUAUAUGUACAUAUUUAUUCUAAUUAAAUUUAACAAUCAGAGGGUUGGUUUGGAAUUGGUUUUCGUUUUGGUUUUGUUUUCCUUGUAAAAAGGUUCAAGAAUGUGGUAAAUUGUAUAGAAAUCUUGUUAGAUCCAAACUAAAGCUUUGAGGGCCUCACACAAUUAUUUGGACAUUUUUCCAUUUCCCCAUUUCCCCUUUUGUCUCAAAUGGCUAACAACUCUUACUUGCAUUUACUAAAAAUACUGUCAACCAUAUACUUAACUUUCAACAUCUUCUAAGUUAUGAGUCUAUAGAUAAGGUAUUAUAAAGCAGGUCUUAACACAACAGUUAUCAUUUGGAUUUCUUGUACCUUAAUUCCGUUUUUAAAGUUUAGGUACAAAAAUAAAUAAAUAAAUAAAUGAUUUGAAAAGUUCUUUUUUAAAAGAAAUUGUGUCUCUGGAAUUCUGGGAUAGUCCUGAAUUCCAGACCGAAGUGUGCUCUCAUCAUGAAUCAAGUGCAGAAAGUGUUAAUGGGAGGGAAAAGAACUAGAGAGAGAGAAAGAGAGAAAAAAGGACCAGUACGCUAUUCAUAAACUUUGCAUUCUUACUGUGAUUCAAUUUUCUGGUCUUCUUGAAUAUAUGAGAGGUAACAUUGUCAUUGUGAAGGUUUUUGGUUUAUUUUCUGGUUGGUUUAUUUUUUUUUCCAUUUCGUUUUUUAACAACAACUUUCUUUGGGGAAUAAGCUUUCGGUGGUGUAGAGUAAGUGAUGGUAAAGUUGGUAAAGCUGAUUGUUUUGAAAGCUGUAGUUCAUGGCUGCAUUCUUUCUUUGUGUUUCACAAACUAGCUAACUGUUGUUGGAUAAAAAUAUAAAUAUGUUAAUACCAGCUUUUUCCAAUAAAAGGACAACAAAAAUGACAGAUA